UUUGUGAUGUUGUUAUCCAGUAUCAAGUCACAUAACCUCAAAUUUGUUUAGCGGAUUAGUAUUUAUAUCAUUAUAUAGCGAUAGUAAUGAACAAAUUAAAAAUAAAAUCCAAACAAUGAGAUUUUUUUCGUGAAAAUAACCAUUUUUUUCUUAAUUGUAAGACCACGGAGUUUUGAAACGAUGACUAGAUUUUUAGAUGUAAAUUUCCAUACGAACGUCUAGGAUUUGUAAUUAAAAGACUAGGGCGCCUGAAAGCUGUUAUUUUUUUUCAGUUAACACACGAUUCUUAUACUUAUUUUUAUCAUUAGUGAAAAGUGCGAGCCUUCUAGUCAUCUAGCUUUUUAUGGAAAAACACAAUCUUCGAAAAUUCUAAUAAAUAGAACUGUGUAGUGAAAGAUUAUUUAUUAAUUAUUAUAAUCAUGAAUUCCAAAGAAAAUAUGGUUCCAGCAAAUAAAAGUUCGAUCAACGCCAAACCAUAUGGAAAAAUAGUAUUGACAUUACAGAAUUGCCUUUUGCCAGAAGAAAAACUUAAUUCAACACCAUCCCGAUUAGACGGAUUAGAUGCGGAAACUGAAACUGAUUUACGAAUAUUAGGAUGUGAACUCAUACAAACUGCUGGAAUAUUAUUGAAAUUACCUCAGGUCGCGAUGGCUACCGGUCAAGUUAUAUUUCAAAGAUUUUAUUACAGCAAAUCCCUAGUAAGGCAUAAUAUGGAAACUACUGCUAUGGGUUGUGUUUGUUUAGCGAGUAAAAUUGAAGAGGCACCAAGAAGGAUCAGAGACGUAAUCAAUGUUUUUAAUCAUAUAAAACAAGUGUCAAGUCAGAAGCCGAUUCAGCCGGUAAUACUGGACCAAAACUACGUAGCUCUAAAAAAUCAAGUUAUUAAAUCUGAACGACGAGUUUUGAAAGAAUUAGGUUUUUGUGUUCACGUAAAACAUCCACAUAAGAUCAUUGUGAUGUAUUUACAAGUAUUGGGCUAUGAAAAAAAUCGAUCUCUUAUGCAGCAAUGUUGGAAUUACAUGAAUGAUUCACUACGUUCAGAUGUAUUUUUGCGUCAUCAACCAGAAACAGUUGCUUGUGCCUGUGUUUACUUAGGCGCCCGACAGCUUCAGCUUCCGUUGCCUACACAGCCACCUUGGUUUGCUCUAUUUAAAGUUAAUGAAUCAGCAAUUAGAGAUGUUUGUCGACGUAUACUGAGGCUCUACACUCGACCACGUAUACGUUCAGAGCAACUGGAAAAAAAAGUUGAAGAAUUACGGCGACAAUAUGAAGAAGCUCGAUCUAAAGCUCGUGGUGAUGUUGAAGGACAUACACCUAGUCCACCUCUUCCUAAACACCACAAUGCUUGGGGUGGAUUUAUUAGUCGAAGUGGAACACAUGCAGUUCCGGAAAGAGUUAAAUCUCCAAGGCGUUUAAAAUCAGCAAAUAAUGCUUCAUCAUCUAUCCAACGAAGUGAAAUAACGAAACAUAAUAAACGAAAAAAGCAUUCGAGUAGAAGCAGAUCCCGAAGCCAUAGUCGUGGCCGUACCCGUAAAACAAAAAAAACACAACGUCAUAGGACUGGCAGUCAUAAGUCUCGUAGCAGAUAUAGAUCGCGUAGCUAAUUUUUACUUUAUCAUUUGGGUUAUAAACAAUAAGUCAUAGAUUGUUAUUGCAGUUAAAAUAAGUAGCGUACAUUUUAAUAGUGAUAAAAUUAAUUAUAACUGUAAAAACUGUAUGAAUUGCUACAUUUUAUAAAAAUUACAAAUGUAAUUGAUUUUUAUUCAAGCAAUAAUAUUUAUCACAUUGAACACAAAAUUUGAAAAAAAAAAAAAUAAUAAUAAUAAUAAUCAGUAACUUGAGAAGAAUUUUUUAGUUGUUUAUCGAAACAUGGCGCAAUGUGAAAGACAUUCUCCCAAAGCUGCCCCCACUUUUUUCAAAAUCAGUAACGCUGUCUAGAGUCGGAAUCCAGAACCAAAAUAAUGAAAAUUUAAUUUAAUCAUUGAAAUAAUAAAAACUCUAUACUUCAAGGCAAAUUAGAUUCAACUAGAUGCUAAGAAGAAUCAUAUCAAAUGAGAAUUGAACUAAUGUAGGUUAAACACGGGACAAAACAUAAUAUUAAUGUUUUUUUUAAACAAAUAAAACGACAAUAGAAUAAUUUAUUAGUUUAAUUAAUAUUUUACAAUUUUUUAUUUAUAAAAAUGGCUUUUAAAUUAAUUGCUAAAUUUUUUUUCUGUGAUAUUUUAUUUUGGUAGAAGAAAAUUAAUAAAUUCGUGUUUUCGGGAAGCAAGCAGUUCCGUUUAGAACUUAUGAUAUUUCCGACUGUGGAAUAAACCCUUUCAGAGGGUGUGCUUGAUGCUGGAACAGCUAAAAAUUUUCUCGACAGUCUAGCCAGUAGAAGAAACUCAUGGCGUUUCGAAUGUCACCAAUGAAGGCGAUUAUCAUUAUGAUGAAUAUUUGGCUCCAUUUUGAAGCUAUUGAUUUUUCUUUCAUAUACAUCAUUCUGGUGAUUUGAAUUAUCGCUUUCAAAGCUUACCAUUCUCUCAAAACUUUGAGAUAUGGCUACCUUUUAGAGAUUAUAGUCAACGGAAAUUUUGAAGAGACAUCAGUAGUUGCCAAUAAAAACAAAAGAGAAAAGGACUUAGAUUAUCUUUUCAAUUGUGAGGUAGCCAUAUUUCGAAGUUUUGAGAGAAUGGUAAGCUUUGUAAGCGAUAAUUCAAAUCACCAGAAUGAUGUAUAUGAAAGAAUAAUCAAUAGCUUCAAAAUGGAGCCAAAUAUUCCUCAUAAUGAUAAUCGCCUUCAUUGGUGACAUUCGAAACGCCAUGAGUUUCUUCUACUGGCUAGACUGUCGAGAAAAUUUUUAGCUGUUCCAGCAUCAAGCACACCCUCUGAAAGGGUUUAUUCCACAGUCGGAAAUAUCAUAAGUUCUAAACGGAACUGUUUGCUUCCCGAAAACACAAAUUUAUUAAUUUUCUUCUACCAAAAUAGAGACAUCACAGAAAAAAAAUUUAGCAAUUAAUUUAAAAGCCAUUUUUAUAAAUAAAAAAUUGUAAAAUAUUAAUUAAACUAAUAAAUUAUUCUAUUGUCGUUUUAUUUGUUUAAAAAAAACAUUAAUAUUAUUUUUUGAGCCUGUCUGUUAAUAAAAAAUCAUUAAAUAGCUUAAAAAAAAAUUAGCCGUUUACCCGGUUAGCUGUUGGCUGAGCUAAGCUAGAUUAAACGGUUAAUCCGCCAGCUAAUUAGCUAAGCUAAUUUAGUUAACCGGUUAAAUUAGCCAAGCUGAUCGGUUAGUUAGCUAAUCAACUUAACUAACUUUUUUAGCCGGCUUAACCGGCUAAAUUGUACAGCCCUAGUAAAAAUGCAGAUAAAGAUUCUUUGAGAAAUUUGAUUCUCUACAAAAAAGGUUCUCUUAGUUGAGUGGCUCAAGUUCUUCGUUCAUGUGAAAUAGCGUUUAUAUUAAUUUUGUAAACAAAAUAUUUGUCAAAAACGUUUCCGACGCUUAUCAAAUUUAACCUUUCUUAUUUUUAUGAAUGGCUUGAAUGAAUAAAAAGAAAAUUAUUUACUGAUUUAAAAUUAAAAUUUGAAGGCAUUUGAUUGAAUUUUUAAAAAAAUAUUAUAUAUAUAAAGUUAAUUAACUCUCUGUAUCACGUGAACGAAUAACUUGAGCCACUUAACUGAGAGGACCUUUUUUGUAGAGAAUCAAAUUUCCUAAAAGCUCGUUAUCUACAUUUUUACAGUAAAUUUCGUUAUUUAGUCAAUAUCAACUAAAAAUCCAAAUUAUUAUUAAAAAAAUGAUUUUCAGAACCAAUACAGAAAAAAACAAUCAGAAUCUUAUUAAAAUUACUAUGGAGAUUUUUGCAGAGUAUUAAAUUACCUACAAAAUGCCGCAAACGGCAACCCGAUUGAAGUGCAGCUGAACUAUAGAGAAUUUUAAAAAAAUCCUAACUUUCCUAUGUAUUUUAAAUGGGAAAAAUUCAAAAUCAAAUGUAAAGUACGGGAAAUUAAAAUUAAGAGCUGAUUUUUUCAGAGAAUUUUUUUUUUAUGUCUACAACAAUAUUUUUGAAAUGGGAGUGGAAAAAUAAGUCGUUCUAAACAGACCACCCUAGUCAACAUAUUUAUAAAUGUACGUAUCAUUACUUACAUGUUACAAGUCAUACAACACUCUACAGAUAUCUCUCACUCGAAUUUAAUUUACAAAAUUAUGGAAUAAUUAUUGACUUAAAAAAUCUAAAUCAUUGAAGUACUUAUCUUGAUUUCUCGAGUGGAGACAAAUACUCGAUUUUCUAUGCAUGGAAAUAAUCUUUCUACAGAUCAUGAUCAAAAAUUUAAUUUUUAGUUUCGUGUUCAACCUACAUUAGUUUAACUUUCAUUUUAUAUAAUUAUCUUUAGCAUCUAGUUGAACAAAAUUUGCCUUGGAACAUAGAGUUUAUAUUUUUUCCGACGAUUAACUUAAAUUUUUAUUGUAUUAGUUGUAGAUUCCGACGCUAGACAGCGUUACUGAUUUUGAAAAAAAAAAAAAAAAAAAAUAA
This is a messenger RNA of Microplitis mediator, 4505 nucleotides long. Its product is annotated as cyclin-L1. The transcript has 4 exons. Gene Ontology annotation, biological process: regulation of transcription by RNA polymerase II. The coding region runs from base 420 to 1604 and encodes 394 amino acids. Gene Ontology annotation, cellular component: nucleus. Gene Ontology annotation, molecular function: cyclin-dependent protein serine/threonine kinase regulator activity. The record is from RefSeq and is a predicted model, not a curated record. Lineage: Eukaryota; Metazoa; Arthropoda; Insecta; Hymenoptera; Braconidae.